Akanthomyces muscarius is the source of this 2094-nucleotide messenger RNA. RefSeq lists its product as uncharacterized. The record is from RefSeq and is a predicted model, not a curated record. The transcript is spliced from 4 exons. Lineage: Eukaryota; Fungi; Ascomycota; Sordariomycetes; Hypocreales; Cordycipitaceae. Gene Ontology annotation, biological process: DNA-templated transcription; regulation of DNA-templated transcription. Gene Ontology annotation, cellular component: nucleus. Gene Ontology annotation, molecular function: DNA binding; zinc ion binding; DNA-binding transcription factor activity, RNA polymerase II-specific. Bases 1 to 2094 code for a protein of 697 amino acids.
AUGGACGCCAGCCCCAAGGACAACGGCCAGGUGCGCCCUGCCUGUACAGAGUGUCAGCGGCGCAAGCAAAAGUGCAACCGCCAAUGGCCGUGUAAUCACUGCCAGAAACGCAAGGUCGCCGAUCGCUGCCGCUUCUCCCACGCCGCCGCCGGCUCCUCAGAGCGAACGCCCUCUAGCGGAACCCGAAAGCGCAACCGCAACGGCGACGAGCAGGAGCCCGAAUCCAGCUCGGAUGAAGAUGGUGCAGAAGAUUUUGCCGCCAUCGGCUACGGUGGCGCGCACUUCUUCACGAACCUCGAGGUCCAGACCGAAAAAAAGCCGAAGCCUCCUGCAAAACAACACUCUGUCACUGCCUCCAAUUGUCAUCAGCUAGAGCGUGCACUGCAGGUGCUUCCUCCGCGCACCACAACAGAUGCCCUAGUGCAAAAUUUCCUCUCCCGUGUCAACUACCACUACUACAUCAUCUACCCCGCUGCCUUUCUGCAGGAGUAUCGCGAGUGGUGGAUUGGCCGCUUCGCCUCCCAGCCUCUGGGUCUCCAAUGGACUUGUCUGUUGCUCAUGGUAUGCGCGUGCUCGACACAGUACGCAGAUCCCGAUUUAAAGAGGAAGCUUGAGAUGGAGCUUGGUGAGCCCUUGUAUCGUCUCUCCAACAAAUAUCAUAAUGCUGCCCGCGAGCUUCAUUCCGUCAUCCCCAUCAGCAGCAACCAUAUCCUCAACGUUCAACACCUACUGCACUCUAGCUACUGGUACAAGUCAGAGGCUCGCUUCGUCGAGUCCUGGCAUGCGCUCAGCACUGCGAUCCGCGAAGCCCAAGCUCUGGGAAUGCAUCAAGACCAGCUCGCUGGCUCUAUAUCCGAAUUCGACUUUGAAAUGCGCAGGCGUCUGUGGUGUGUCCUCGAUACCUGGGACUGGCAAAUAUCGGCUCUUCUGUCCCGGCCAAAGCUUAUUGACCGCUCCGAGUGUAUGGUUUCCUUGCCCGCGCUCACAUUAGAAAGUUAUUCUCCUUCACCUCUACUCUUUAUGAAACUGCAAUCUGAAGUCAUCGGCGAGUUGGCUAGCCGCUUCGGAUCCCCGCGAGAAGUCACGUCCCCUGCUCAAAUUGACCAGUACACCCACGUCAUCAUGAGCUGGAUGCAGAGAUUUCCACAGGUCUACAGCCUUCAUAACCCCGACACAUCCAUCGAUCUCAAACACAACUGGGUAACGUUGCAUCGCCACUACUUGCACACGAUGGCAUAUUCCAUGUUGUUAGAUCCUCUCCGCGCAUACAUGGCAAGACGGAUGACAGCACAGUCGCUCCGCGACGACUUGAGGAUACGCGAUGAGGGCAUCGCCUACACGCUGAAACUCAUGUCACACCUUUCCCACUUCUUCGAGUUCCUGUAUCCCAGGGAUGCUAAAUUCCAUUGGGCUCUGUUUUCCAUCUUCGACACAGCCGCCGUUCUCUGCUCAGUCAUUCUGCACGAUGAAGACCGCUGCAUUUUGAACCGACAGGAAAUCCUCAUGGCCAUUGAAUCGGCCAGAUCCAUGCUCGAGCGGUUGGCAGCCGAAACACGCACUGCAAAAACAUCAUACGAGAUAUUGUCUAGAUUGGCGAAACGUAUCGAAAACCCAUUUUUGCCUCCGAAAAUGGCCGACAACCACCACAAGCGGACCAGGCUGGUCGAUGAUUCGCUCACACCACCUUUUAUGCAACACGCCGAUGUUUCCGUCGGCUCAAGCGACGUGGACGACUUUGAUACCUACUCGGCGUCGCCUGUCGGCAGUGGUGGCGUGGCUCAGAGUAUAAGCAGCACUUCACCUGCCUACGGCUCCGGCUACGUAGACGUGUCGGCGAGCUACCAAAUGCCCAGUAACAUGGCGCCAGUUCACAAUCGAUACGACGUAACAUAUACCAUGCCACCGACUUCGCAGGCACUUGCCGACGCCGCCUUGAUGCCCGCGCCGCCCAAUCCAUACAUGCCGCCGACUCCGCGCGAAUCGUACGCGCAGCUCUCACUUGACGGGUUUUCGGAAGAGCAGUUGGGUGAUUUGGCGACUCUUUGGAACUACCAAAGUCUGGAUCUCAAUUUUGUGCCCAGCCAAAAUGUCUAA